AUUAUAUAUUAUAUAAUAUAUAAUAGUAAGACUUCGCGUGCCCACAAAAUCUUUUCGCGUGCCAUAGAUUUGCCAUCACUGGUAUAGACAGACCCAUAUAUUAUUUUCCUAAUCAAGUUAUUAUCAACUGCGUGUCCGAGUUGAUAGCGGGUUUUAAGCACAUGCCAUUCAGACCAAAGAAACGUUCGCUUCUCUCCUCAUUUCUCUUCUGCAUACUCGCAAGAUAUCGGCGACCGCUGCUCGUUACCGUUCAACGGAGUUCUUUGAAGCGAUAGUUCCAUUUGUAAUUGAUAAAAUCUGAUGGAUGACACUGUCAAAAUGGAUUACGCGCCAACCACGGUGUCAGCAACAGUUGCUAAAAUACUAUGUUGCCAGUGCGGUGUGACUAUGGAACCGAAUCCGGCCAACAUGUGUGUGUCGUGUCUUCGUACUCAUGUAGAUAUCACACAAGACAUACCCAAGCAAGGGACAUUGCAAUUUUGUCGUAACUGUGAACGAUAUUUACAACCGCCAUUUGAGUGGAUAUCAUGUGCCCUUGAAUCUAAAGAACUGUUGGGUCUUUGCUUACGUAAGCUAAAAGCUUUAAAUAAAGUGAAACUUGUUGAUGCUGGAUUUAUUUGGACCGAACCUCAUUCCAAACGUAUUAAGGUAAAGCUUACCGUACAUGGUGAAGUUAUGAGUGGCAUGACAUUGCAGCAAGUAUUUAUAGUUGAAUUUACUGUUGCCAAUCAAAUGUGUGAUGAUUGUCAUCGGUCUGAAGCUCAAGAUUUUUGGCGUGCCUUAGUUCAAGUUAGACAGAAGUCUGAUAAUAAGAAAACAUUUUAUUACUUAGAACAGUUAAUGUUAAAACACAAAGCACAUCAAAAUACAUUGUCUAUAAAGCCAGAAUCAAAUGGCUUGGAUUUUUAUUAUUCCACUGAAUCACAAGCUCGUAAGCUUGUAGAUUUUAUGUCUGCUGUAUUACCAUGUAGAUAUCAGCAGUCUAAAAAGCUUUUGUCUCAUGAUAUUCAUAGUAAUGUUUAUAAUUACAAAUUUACAUACAGUGUAGAAAUUGUACCUAUUAUGAAGGAUAGUGUUGUUUGCUUGUCUAAAAAAGUGAGUCAGCAACUAGGAGGAAUCAGUCCUUUAUGUAUUGUAUAUAGGGUUACAAACUCCAUCAAAUUGAUUGAUCCUUCAACUGCACAAUUGGCAGAAGUAAAUGGUGCAUCAUAUUGGAGAGAUAGUUUUCAGAGUAUAUUUAAAAGUAAACAAUUAACAGAAUAUACUGUAAUGGAUAUUGAGCCAAUUAUGGAAAAAGAUAGAGUACAAUUUCCAGGACAAGGCCAAAUUUCAUACAAACACAUGUUAGCUGAUGUAUGGGUAGUUAGAUCCUGUGACUUAGGAUUGACAACAGAUUCUAUUCAUUGUCGAACACACUUAGGACAUGUCCUCAAGCCAAUGGACACUGUAUUAGGUUAUGCUAUUGCAGAUAGUAAUGUUAAUGAUAGUAAUUUUGAUAAGUUGUCUAAAACUUCAUUACCUGAUGUUAUACUUAUCAAGAAAAAUUAUCCUGAUCGUUCAAGGCAUCGCAGACGUAACUGGAAAUUAAAACGAAUGACCACAGAUACAGACAACAACUUAGAAAGCGAUAAUAAUGAUAUGGAUGAAUUUAUGGAUGAUUUAGAAGAAGACAAAGAUUUGCGACAAAAUAUUAAUAUUUAUAAAAAUCCAGAUGCUGACAAUGAGUCUGUUAUAGAAGAUGAUGAUGAUGCACCAAAAAUCAGUCUUGAGGAAAUGAUGGAAGAUUUGUAUAUUUAUGAAGAUGAUGUAAUGGAAGUGUAUGAGUAAAAGAUUUUGUUAUUUCUGGUUGUAAGAAUUUACAAUGUAUAAUUGAGGUUUACAUUUUGUUUUUAUUCAGUAAAUUUGAAUGUCAUAAAUAAUAUU
Sipha flava (yellow sugarcane aphid) is the source of this 1923-nucleotide messenger RNA. It is a transcript of the gene Nmd3, whose product is annotated as 60S ribosomal export protein NMD3. Gene Ontology annotation, biological process: ribosomal large subunit export from nucleus. Gene Ontology annotation, cellular component: cytoplasm; nucleus. Lineage: Eukaryota; Metazoa; Arthropoda; Insecta; Hemiptera; Aphididae. The transcript is spliced from 9 exons. The record is from RefSeq and is a predicted model, not a curated record. Gene Ontology annotation, molecular function: ribosomal large subunit binding. The coding region runs from base 301 to 1827 and encodes 508 amino acids.